Messenger RNA from Coregonus clupeaformis (lake whitefish), 2666 nucleotides. RefSeq names its product negative elongation factor B-like. NCBI's taxonomy places the organism in Eukaryota, Metazoa, Chordata, Actinopteri, Salmoniformes, Salmonidae. The transcript is spliced from 13 exons. The record is from RefSeq and is a predicted model, not a curated record. Gene Ontology annotation, cellular component: NELF complex; nucleus. The coding region runs from base 195 to 1838 and encodes 547 amino acids. Gene Ontology annotation, biological process: negative regulation of transcription elongation by RNA polymerase II.
AGACCGGAACGGACUUUUUUUUAAAUGGUAAACGGCCUCAGUGAACUAUCUUGAUUUAUCCACCAUCUUUGGUUAGCCAAGAAGAAACAAAGUAGCGAACGUGUAGUCAUUCAUUUAUGAAUGUAUUGUAUUAUUAGCCCUAUGUUUAUUUGAUUCAAGGUAUGUAUAGCUAGUUAUAUCGUACACACGAGAAAAUGUUUGCGGGCCUGCCUGAGCUUGGGAUAUCUAAUGGCGAGGAUCUAAAAGAAACACUGACCAACUGCACAGAGCCUCUGAAAGCCAUUGACCAGUUUCAGACAGAAAAUGGCAUUUUGUUACCAACUCUUCAGUCAGCUCUUCCCUUUCUGGACCUUCACGGAACUCCUCGGUUGGAGUUUCACCAGUCUGUCUUUGACGAGCUUCGUGACAAGUUGAUGGAGCGAGUCGCCACUAUCGCAGAGGACAAGGAUGAGGACCGUUAUGGUAAACUUGAAGAGCUGCUGGAGAAGAGCUUCCCGCUGGUGAAGAUGCCUUCCAUUCAGCCAGUGGUCAUGCAGGUGCUGAAGUAUCUUCCAAAGGUGCCAGAGAAAAAGCUGAAGCUUGUGAUGGCUGAUAAGGAACUGUAUAAAGUCUGUGCUGUUGAGGUGAAGAGGCAGAUCUGGCAGGACAACCAGGCUCUCUUCGGAGAUGAGGUCUCGCCCUUGCUUAAGCAGUAUAUCGUGGCGAAGGAGGCAGCACUUUUUAGCAAUGAUCUCUCCAUUCUGCACAACUUCUUCAGCCCCUCCCCCAAAGCAAGACGCCAAGGAGAGGUAGUCUUGAAACUGACCCAGAUGAUUGGGAGGAAUGUGAAGCUGUAUGACAUGGUGCUCCAGUUUCUGCGAACACUUUUCCUGCGUACUCGUAACGUCCACUACUGCACCCUGCGUGCAGAGCUGCUCAUGUCACUCCAUGACCUGGACAUCAGCGAGAUCAGCUCAGUAGACUCCUGCCACAAGUUCACCUGGUGCUUGGAUGCCUGUAUCCGUGAGAAGUUUGUGGAUGCCAAGCGAGCCCGGGAGUUGCAAGGGUUUCUGGAUGGAGUGAAGAAAGGACAGGAGCAAGUACUUGGUGACCUGUCCAUGAUACUGUGUGACCCAUUUGCCAGUAACACCCUGGUUUUGAGUACGGUCCGAAACCUGCAAGAAUUGCUAAGCCAGGACGCUCUACCCAGAGACAGUCCAGACCUGAUGCUGCUACUCAGAAUGCUGUCUCUUGGACAAGGUGCUUGGGAUAUGAUUGACAGCCAGGUCUUUAAAGAGCCUCGAUUGGAACUGGAAGUUGUGACCCGUUUUCUCCCAGCCAUGUUGUCAGUACUUGUGGACGACUACACCUUCACUGUAGAACAGAAACUCCCUAGUGAGGAUAAGACCUCCCUCUCCUACCCCACAGCCCUGCCUGAUAACUUCAGCAAGUACCUGCAGGAGAACAGGGUGGCUUGUGAGAUGGGUCUGUACUACGCACUCCACAUUGCCAAGCAGAGGAACAAGAAUGCCUUACAAAGGUUACUUCCUGCAUUGGUGGAGACCUACAACGACAUGGCCUUUGGGGACAUCUUCCUGCACCUCCUGACAGGACACCUCACCUUGCUCUCUGAUGAGUUUGGGACUGAAGAGUUCUGCUCUGCCGUGUUUGAUGGCUUCCUCCUCACCUCUUUCUCCAGUAAAGAAAAUGUCCACAGACACAACUUACGCCUGUUGCUUCACCUUCACCAGAAAGUGCUGCCAUCUUGUGUGGAGACCUUAGUGAAAACCCUGGAACCACCAAAACAGAUCCUCUACGACUCUCCUAAGGAUGGACUUGGACCUCUGCUUUCCUGCUAACCUGUUCACAGGUGGACCAUAAAGGACUCCGCCGCCAAGCAUAGGAUAGCAGCUUCUCGCGAGAGAGGAUUGAGCUCACAACGAAAACUACUUCUCAGUGUCUAGGCUCACGGUCAUUCGUCGCAGAUGCUUCAAGGUCCCGCCCCAACGAUUCCCGUGGAGGAAAGAGAGGGAGCCGGUCCUAGGGGUCCCUCCCCACCGGCAGAGGGGAGCAGGUCAUUGUUCACACGAUGUUCGGCCCUGCCCCCUCCCGGGCUGAAUAUUGCAGGAGGGGCAUGUCUGCUCCACCAGAGCGCGUUCCCCAGUGCAGCGACCCAUUGUUUUAUAUCAAAGCACAGGAAAGAUGGAGCAGACCACUUUCCCCGGAGUGUCCUACAUACCGUAGCGCUCCCCUCGACACCCUUGUUAGUCGAGUCAGAGGCCGGAAGACAAUAUUUAAGUUGCCACAAAGCACUAUCCCCGUUCCGUGUGCAUUUAUUGCCUUUUCAAAUGAAAAUACCACUGUUGCACCAAAGCGUUUCGCCAAGGGCACAGAACAUGUUACGGCAGUGACCAACUUGCCACACAGGCAGAGAACUGGUGUGUGUGUGCACAGUCCAUCCCUGGGUUCUAUCCAUCCAUGGUUACGAGAGGCUACCGAAUUCAGUUCGCCAGAGAACCUCCCACAUUCAACAGAAUGUUGGUUUCAGUAGCGACUGGCGACUCAGCUCAAAUACUAGAACAGGAGAUCUCCUCUCUGUUGAGCAAAAGGGAGAUCAAAGUAGUAGUAGUCCCGUGUAGCUCAGUUGGUAGAGCAUGGCACUUGCAACGCCAGGGUUGUGGGUUCGA